Messenger RNA from Dioscorea cayenensis subsp. rotundata (Guinea yam), 1547 nucleotides. Its product is annotated as probable serine incorporator. The record is from RefSeq and is a predicted model, not a curated record. The transcript has 6 exons. Lineage: Eukaryota; Viridiplantae; Streptophyta; Magnoliopsida; Dioscoreales; Dioscoreaceae. The coding region runs from base 46 to 1299 and encodes 417 amino acids. Gene Ontology annotation, cellular component: membrane.
UGUUGGGAUCGAUAGAUUGGCAGAGGAAAAGAGAGGGAUUUGGAGAUGUGGGCGGCGUCUUGCUUGGCAUCUUGCUGCGCGGCCUGCACCUGCGGCCUCUGCACCUCCGUCGCCUCCGGGGUCUCCCGCCGCUCAGCUAGGCUCGCCUACUGCGGCCUCUUCGCUCUCUCCCUCAUCGUUUCUUGGAUCCUCCGCGAGUUCGCCGCUCCUCUCCUCGAAAAGCUCCCAUGGAUAAAUACUUCUUCAGAAACUCUACCAACAGAAUGGUAUCAAACAUCUGCAGUCCUUCGCGUGAGUCUGGGGAAUUUCCUGUUUUUCACUAUCUUUGCUCUUAUUAUGAUUGGUGUCAAGGACCAGAAUGACAGAAGAGAUUCUUGGCACCAUGGUGGAUGGAUUGUGAAACUUGUAGUGUGGGCAUUGCUUAUUGUCCUGAUGUUUUUCCUUCCAAAUGUGGUUGUUACAAUUUAUGCAACACUAUCAAAGUUUGGUUCUGGACUUUUUCUUCUGGUUCAAGUGAUGCUACUACUUGACUUCACACACACAUGGAAUGAUGCAUGGGUUGAGAAAGAUGAGCAGAAAUGGUACAUUGCUUUAUUAGCUGUUUCGGUUAUAUGCUACAUUGCUACAUAUUCAUUUUCUGGAGUUCUUUUCAUGUGGUUCAAUCCCUCUGGUCAAGAUUGUGGCCUCAAUAUCUUUUUCAUAGUCAUGACCAUGAUCCUAGCGCUUGCAUUUGCAAUUAUCGCGCUGCAUCCGAAGGUGAAUGGGAGUCUCUUGCCUGCUUCUGUAAUCAGUGUUUACUGUGCAUACCUCUGCUACAGUGGCCUCUCAAGUGAGCCGAGAGAUUAUGCAUGCAAUGGUCUUCAUAACCAUUCCAAAUCAGUUUCCAUUGGCACCCUUGUUCUUGGAAUGCUCACCACAGUUCUUUCUGUUGUAUACUCUGCCGUUAGAGCUGGAUCUUCCACCACAUUUCUCUCGCCUCCAUCUUCCCCAAAGACAGGUUCGAGCAAACCGCUUAUUGAAUCAGGUGAUAUGGAGUCAGGAAAAGACGAUAGUAAAGCUGCCGAUGCACAGCCAGUUAGUUACUCAUACACAUUCUUCCAUCUGAUAUUUGCUCUUGCCAGCAUGUACUCUGCCAUGCUUCUUACUGGUUGGACAAGCUCAACAUCUGGUAGCUCAGAACUCAUUGAUGUUGGAUGGACAUCUGUUUGGGUGCGAGUCUGCACGGAGUGGGUCACUGCUGCUCUGUAUGUCUGGACGCUGGUGGCACCGUUGGUAUUACCUGACCGUGAAUUCUCAUAAUCCGGGAGCCCCUUUUAAACAAUUUAGGUUGGUCUAUGUUUGGUGCUAUCUGAAGCAGUAUGGCUACUAGUCUAUUUGGUUAAAAUAACAUGCUUUUAGUUGCACCAUGUAUAUAUAUCUAUUUGCUCAGGUAUGCAUGUUGUAUUCAGCGCUUAAGUUAUAAGAUAAUAUUGAGACUAAUUCCAGUGUAUAUGUUUUUGUAUCAAUACUAUGAAUUAUGCUGGUGCCAUUGGCUUGCAUUUUUCGUA